AUGAAGGAGACCACUGAAGGUUACCUGACAAAAGACGUUAAACACACUGUUAACACCGUCCCUGCCUACUUCAACAACGCCCAGCGGCAAGCAACCAAGGAUGCCGGUGCAAUUGCCAAGCUGGAUGUUCUCCGUGUUAUCAACGAACCCACCGCUGCUGCUUUGGCAUAUGGUCUAGAUCAAGAAGAAUCACGGGGAUUCCGUGCCACCCGCGGGGUUCCUGCUGCCUACAAAUACCCAACCCCAGCGUUUGCAGCCUACACCAUCUCGGGAUCAGAAUGCGCUGGCGGACCUGGCGUCGGUUCUUUGGGAUCAUCGACUUUGCCCGUGAUGUAUCGACUGGCUGCCCUCGUCGAUCUUCGGCUUCCUCGGCUACCAGAUACGCAAACUCAAGAUGUUCAGAUUCACCCCCUCCCCCGUCUCAUCUGCGGGCAUCUUCUGGUGGACGGGCUACCAGGGCUUCUCGACCCGCGGCUGCGUUCUGGACCCGGAAGUCGAACGAUGAUCGGAUGCCAGGUUCCCCCCCUAGCUCUAUACCAUGGUGGCAAGGACUACCUGGUCUUGACCGAUCCCCUUCUCAAACGAUUAGAGACGCGCGAGAAGUCGGUCGAACUGAUUUGCAACUUCAAGCUCGAAGAAGGCGAGCAUUGCGACACGUUCUGGCACGCCGAUGCCGUUGAGCUAGGAUAUCGAGAAGACUCGGGCUCAGUCCAUGUCGUCGUACGCCCCAACGCCUGGACUGAGAAGCUAGCCCCCAUCUUACCCGUUUCGGCCCCUCCGGCUGCUACUACCCAUCUCCCAGUCCCAACGACUCCACUAGCAUCCAACCUCAGAUCCGCCUCCCCGUCCUUUGCCAAUCUUUCGACCCUCGCCAACGCUCAGAAAGAGAAUGAGCCUCCCAAUUUCAUAUCCUCUCGCUCAAGCUUGUCAUCAGUCCCCAACGGAUUCGGACCGGCCCUCAACUCACCCGGGGUGUUAUUCAACACUUACUUCUCCGGUCUGACUGCCUACGGUCGAUAUAACUUUAUCCAGAACAUCCUGCAGGCCCAAUUCAAGAUUAUCGAACGCCUGGAAUUUCUUCGUCGUCAACUGCAUAGUCAACAUCUUCAACUACUUGGAAUUAAUCAUCCAUUCGAAAAUUCAAAUGUUAUCUUCGAUCCCAAUCAUUCGAAUGGAAAUGAAAACGAGUGGAAAACGAUCGAAGGGAAACUGAUCAACCUCUUGAGCGAAUUAAAGUUCCCUCCCCCUUAUUCAGCCUAUGCUGAUUCGGCCAAUUCUGAACAAAUGCCGGCAGAAUUCGAUGCAGUAGUACCCGAUGAGUGUAGCGAGUUCAAGCAAGUUGAGAUAGCGGGCCUACCUUAUCUACUCUACAUCCCAGAAGGUUUGGGCCAGCAAUCCACACAGGAGGGACCACCCGAGACAAACUCGCCUCUGAAGGAGUACAAAUUGCUCCAGAGAGACCUUAACCGCACCUUGCGUCUAGAUGCCCAGGUCCAGUUCUUGAUCUUACAAGCCCAGAAGACUGAAGCCACCUUGAACCAAAUGGACGACAUCAUCACUGCCGGUUUUCGACCUCACGACACUCUAGGUAAUGACCGUGAAGCCCAGCAAGCGCAACGGAUCUUCGACGGCCUCUUCCCGCCCUAUCCAUUCCCCCGUCCUCCGCUCGCCAAUGGUGGCGGGCCUGCACUGGGUCUCGGCCUCGGAUUGGGGCCUGCUGCUGACGGACUACAUCCGCCAAACAACUUUAUGCACCCCAAUGGGCCCUUGUGGCCACACCCGAUGGCCCGAGUCCGCCGAUACGAAUUUACGAUCAACCUAGAUAGUAUUCGACGCUACAUGGCACCGCUCCUCUGGCUCUCCUUGAAACUCUCCGUGCUUCUCUACAUCUUUGGACGUCAUGCUAGUUACGGCAAGCUUGUCAGUCUGAUUAUGAUGUCACUAGGCUGGGUCAUCUGGGAAGCCUACACUAUCCACCAGAGGCACGACGCACAAGCCAGACGACAAAACCGCUUACAAAGAGGUCAGCAGGCCCCUGGCGGACUGGCGGGUGCAGCUGCCCCAGCCGCCGACCCAGUUCAAGCGGUCUUGGACCGAGGCAGACGCCGUGCGCAACGUGACCGACUCCAGCAGCGCCUAAGAGAACAACGUCAACGAGUCGACGGUAUUCUGGGCAUCGAAAACCAAGAGGAAGCAGCCGUGGCGCCGAACAACCCCCAGCCUGCCCCUGUAGCUGUGCCCGCCCAACCAGCCCAACCCGCUGGCCCUCCUGCAGCGGCGCAAGCCCCUGUCGCCAACCCUCCACCUGUUCCUACUCCUGCCCCUCGUAGAAAUGCCGGACGUGGCGGAUUACGAGCUGCGGCUGCUGAUAUCCGGGCCCGAGGGGGUGCGUUCCCUCCUGGCACAGAAGUUCGACCGUUCCGAAGCACGUCUGCAUUCUCGCCGAAGUAUUGGUUGAACUCAAUUGCAGUCGUUGGGUUAGCUCCAGAAUACCGGGAAUUGGGCCUUCAUUCGAUCGGUGAGCGAGCGAUGGGUGCUUCGAAUCUGGAGUACCCUCGAUGGUACCGAUACCUGCGUGACUUGAAGACCGGUCUGGUCCUCUUCGUUGGCACCCUCUCGCCGGAGAUUGAGAAGAAGAGACGGAAGGCGCUCGAGAAGCGGGCUAGGAUAUUGAAUUUGGUCAUCGCUGAUGCAGCCCGAGACACUGAUAACCAGAACCAAAAUCCGCAACAAGCACAACAGCCAAGGGUUGCGCCGCCGGCAGCGGAAACCAACAAUGGCAACGCUGCCAUCCCUCCCGCAAUGCCGGCGACGAGUGUGGCUCAGACUACGGCCCUCGAGACUCCGCAUAGCCGGCCGGUGACGGGUGGAGAAGGGGAAGAUCAACAGACUCCCCGGGCGCUUGCGGUCACGGCCCUCGAACGGGUGGGCUCGGAGAGCUCCGAUCAGACCUUAUCUCAGCGCCGGCCACACUUGAAUGUCUCCUAG
Molecule: messenger RNA, 2988 nt
Organism: Puccinia triticina
Lineage: Eukaryota; Fungi; Basidiomycota; Pucciniomycetes; Pucciniales; Pucciniaceae
Exons: 7
Coding region: 1-2988 (995 amino acids)
Biological process (GO): endoplasmic reticulum unfolded protein response
Molecular function (GO): ATP binding; ATP-dependent protein folding chaperone
Source: RefSeq, a predicted model, not a curated record